Messenger RNA from Ixodes scapularis (black-legged tick), 1283 nucleotides. RefSeq lists its product as uncharacterized. The coding region runs from base 153 to 956 and encodes 267 amino acids. The record is from RefSeq and is a predicted model, not a curated record. The transcript is spliced from 5 exons. Lineage: Eukaryota; Metazoa; Arthropoda; Arachnida; Ixodida; Ixodidae.
GUGUGCACGCUCUCAGGGCUGUCAGUUUCGUUCACUUUUCUUGGGUUUAUCAGCUCAGCCUCAGCUUAAUCAGAGUGCCAAGCGAGUUACAGACUAGCGUCGUGGGUGUCUGCUCACAGAAUGUCAUCAACGUCGUAGCGGUCUCAGCAGCGAUGGGAGAUUCAACGGACGGCGGCUUGUCGACUCCAUCGCGCCUUCAGGCAAAAUGCGCCUCAAAGGCGGUUGCGUUUGUCAUCAAGCACUCCCAGAAGGGAAUCGUGUCGCUGUGCACCAACAUUGCCACCAUCAUGGAAGAGAGGGACAGGCUCCUUGAAGAAAAUGAGAGGCUCAAACGAAGCCUUGAAGCCACAGGAACCGGAGUCCUUGCCAAAACACGGAAAAGGGUUGCCGCCACUGUCUGCCCAGUUUCUACUCAAACUGACGACGCUGAGCUGAUUGCUGUGGCUAAGGAGGCAGAUCCUGCGCAGAAUGGUCGCAACACGACAGAUCUCUCAGCCGAUUUCUACCGCUCAUGGAGUACGGUUUUGAGGUGUCUACAAACAAAUACAGCCAUCAGUGUGGUACAUGUAAGCAUGCUACACCCAAUCUUCAUCAUGCAUAUUACUGUUCCGGUGCUGCGCGAGCUGAGCAGAGUGGCGAGCUCCUGGGUCCCCCUGGAGAGCUGUUUGUGCGAACGUUGCCAACGAUUCCCGGGUCCCAAGGCUCGACUGAGAGACCUAGCCUUGGGCGCACUCGAGAAGGGUUGCCGGGCCGUCGUGAGGGACAGAUUGCUGGGAAAGGUCCGCUACGUCGGGCACCUCGACUCCAGCACCGCCUGCACAGUCUGGGUUGGACUGGACCUGGAGGAACCCUUGGGUUUUACUGACGGAAGCCUGGGAAGCAAGACAUACUUCUCAUGCAAGCCCCGCCGCGGUAUCUUUGCCAGCAUAUCAAGCGUUACCUACGUCUCGAAAUGAAACAUGCACCCAAGAAAGGUCUGGGAGCAAGCUUCUAGGGCAGUGGGGACAGAAUGAAACCAACCUUGUUGUAUUGCUUCACCUCAUUGAGCGCGUUUCGAAUGAGGCGGGUUCUACGGUAGGACGUGAGUAUCUCAUUUUAUACUCGUUUCUUUAAAAUGGGGCAGCGAAUACUACCCCAUUGUUUGUGAUAGAAGAGGAAAGUGAGGGUUUGGUAUACUAGUCGUGUGCAAGAUGUGCCAAACAAACAUUGCAAGAUGUAUCUCGCCAGUAUUCAAAAAUAUGUGGGUGAGGCGUGUGCAAAGAAAUCUCCAGAGAGCAUAACAC